AUGAGUGGCGGAGUAUCUCCUUUGUAUAUUGCUUGUCAGAAUAAUAAUAUAGAAAUAGUAAAGGUUCUACUUGACAAUAAUGCAGAUAUUAAUAUGUGUUUGAAUAAUGGAGCUUCUCCUUUGUUUAUUGCUUGUCAGGACAGACAUACGGAGGUAGUUAAGGUUUUGCUAGAAAACAAGGCAAAUGUCAAUAUAUCGCGAAAUAAUGGAGUAUCUCCUUUAUUCCUUGCCUGUCAAAAUAAUAACAUAGAGAUUGUAAAAGUCUUACUUGAACUCAGGGCAGAUAUUAAUAAGUGUGCUGAUGACGGCACAUCUCCUUUGUGUUAUGCAAGUCAGGAAAACCAUAUUGAGGUAGUAAAGGUUUUGCUCGAUAAUCAAGCUGACAUUAAUAAUUGUCGAAUGGAUGGAUCAUCUCCAUUAUUUGUUGCUAGUAUGAACAAUCAUAUAGAGACAGCUAUGAUACUACUGCAAAACAAGGCAGACAUUAAUAAAUGCAAAGAUGAUGACAUAUCGCCCUUUUUUAUUGCUUGUGAGAAGAAUCAUUUAGAGCUAGUAAAGAUUUUAUUGGACAACAAUGCCGAUAUCAAUAAGUGUAUUUAUAAUGGCGAAUCUCCAUUGUUUAGAGCUUGUCUGAACAAUCACUUAGAAAUAGUAAAGAUAUUAUGUGAAAACAAUGCAGACAUUAAUAAGCGAAAAGAUGAUGGAACGUCUCCUUUGUAUAUUGCUUGUCAGAAUAAUAAUGUAGAUGUAGUGAAGGUAUUACUGGAAAACAAGGCAGAUAUUAAUAUGCGUAGAGAUACUGGAGCAUCACCUUUAUUAAUAGCUUACUACCAGAAUCAUAAAGAAGUGGUAAAGUUACUAUUGGAAAACAAGGCCGACAUUAAUACGUGUUUAGACAAUGGGAUCUCUCUUUUGUUUAUGGCUUGUCAAAAUCAGGAUAUAGUGAUGGUUAAGUUUUUAAUUGUCAACCAGGCAGAUAUGAAUAAGUGUACAGAUAAUGGAGCAUCUCCUUUGUCUAUUGCAUGUGAGAUGAAUCGUAUAGAGGUAGUAAAACUUUUACUGGACAACAAUGUAGACAUCAAUAUGUGUAUGAGGGACGGUGCAUCGCCUUUGUUUAUUGCGUGUCAGAAUAAUUAUAUAAAUUUAGUAAAGUUUUUACUAGAUAACAAAGCAGAUAUUAAUAAGUGUUUGGAUAAAGGAGCUUCUCCCUUGUGUAUUGCUUGUCAGAAUAAUCAUGUAGAACUAGCAAAGUUUUUACUGGAAAACAAAUGA
Molecule: messenger RNA, 1272 nt
Organism: Mytilus californianus (California mussel)
Lineage: Eukaryota; Metazoa; Mollusca; Bivalvia; Mytilida; Mytilidae
Product: putative ankyrin repeat protein RBE_0220
Exons: 1
Coding region: 1-1272 (423 amino acids)
Cellular component (GO): cytoplasm; nucleus
Molecular function (GO): protein binding
Source: RefSeq, a predicted model, not a curated record